CCCCCCUAGGCCUCCGCCAUGGCGAGUAGCAGCGGCGCCGGGGCGGCGGCGGCGAAUCUGAAUGCGGUGAGGGAAACCAUGGACGUUCUGCUUGAGAUUUCAAGAAUUUUGAAUACUGGAUUAGAUAUGGAAACUCUGUCUAUAUGUGUACGACUCUGUGAGCAAGGAAUUAACCCAGAAGCUUUAUCAUCAGUUAUUAAGGAACUUCGCAAGGCCGCUGAAGCAUUAAAGGCUGCUGAAAAUAUGACAAGCUGACUUUCUGAAGAAAUCCUGGUGAGAUAUGUCAAGCUCUGCAAGAGGAUUGAAGAUGGCAUUGUAGUUAAGAAUGUACAAUGAAAUCACUGCAUGUAGCAAUGUGGAAACAUUGUCCUUUUUAAAAGAAUUAUAAAACCAUAGCUUUAUAAAUCAGUGAAAGUGGCUUAUGGAGAAAACUAUCAGUUGUGUUUACACCACAUCUUUUUUUUUUUUUAA
Globicephala melas (long-finned pilot whale) is the source of this 471-nucleotide messenger RNA. RefSeq names its product mitotic-spindle organizing protein 1. Gene Ontology annotation, cellular component: centrosome; interphase microtubule organizing center; spindle. NCBI's taxonomy places the organism in Eukaryota, Metazoa, Chordata, Mammalia, Artiodactyla, Delphinidae. The record is from RefSeq and is a predicted model, not a curated record. Gene Ontology annotation, biological process: gamma-tubulin complex localization; mitotic spindle assembly; microtubule nucleation by interphase microtubule organizing center.